AGUACUCUGUUAGUAUUUGAUCGUACGUUGACACGUAAGCAUCUAAGAUGGAUAGGAAAGGAAAAAAACGUGGUACGAAAAGUCCUGGAGAUCCAGGCAUUAAGCGAAAAUUUCACGGUAAUAGAUACACUGCUGAAAAAGAUGUAACAUUUGUGAGCAAGUCUGCUGAAAAAUUAAAAAAUGAAGAAGAUAUUGAAGUAGCCAUUGAUGAGAGCUCAACGUACGCUCUUUUAAGUUUUACUUUAGUAUUCAGUGCUUUAGAAAGUGUUCUGAUUUGUAAAGCUUGCAAGAGUGAUAUAAAAUUUCUUAAAAAAUCUCAAGUUGGAUUGGGAUUUAACUUGUGUAUAAAGUGUAACUGCGAUGAAUUUGCUACCAUUAAUUCUUGCCCAAAAGUGAGGAAUGCGUUUGAGGUCAACAGACGUCUUACUUUUGUUAUGCGACUACUCGGUGUUGGUUUAUCGGGUAUAAACAUUUUUUGUGCCAUGAUGGAUUUGGGACCAGGGUUAAGUAAGAGCGGAUACUACAGUAUCCUUGAUACUAUACAUAUUGCUGUUAAAAGUGUUGCUAAAGUUGUAUUUCGUAAAGCAGCACAAGAAGAAAAAAAAAAAAAUGAACAAGAAGGAAAUAUUGCAGAUGAAAUAACAGUUUCGGGUGAUGGUUCAUGGGCAAAACGUGGCUUUACGUCACUACUAGGUAUCGUUUCUUUAAUCGGAAAGUAUUCUAAUAAAGUAAUAGACGUUUUUGUUAAAUCUAAAGUUUGCAAAGCUUGUGAAAAGUGGGUGGGUAAAGAAAAUACAGAUGAAUAUUUAGAAUGGUACGAGGAUCACCAGACUGAGUGUACGGCGAAUCACGAAGGAAGUUCUGGUAAGAUGGAGGUUGACGGAGUUAUUGAAAUGUUUCGACGAUCCGUUGAAGAGCUCGGUGUAAAAUAUAAAAAAUAUAUUGGUGAUGGGGACUCCAAUACUUAUAAAAAUUUACUAGAAGCAAAUAUUUACAAUAAUGAUCCUAAAGUUGAAAAAAAUGAGUGCGUUUUACAUGUGAUAAAGCGUAUGUACAGACGAGUCAAAGAAGCUGAAAAAACUUUAACGCAGCUCCAAAAAGCUAAAAAAAAAAUAGAAGCUGCUGAAGAAAAAUCUAAAAAAACGAAGAAAAAUUAUAAAGAAGAAAAAGAAGUUACAGCGAAGAAAGGAGUAACUCCGAAGAAGGGGACGACACCAAAAAAAACAAGAACACCAAAGAAGGAUACCAUUGAUACCGAGAGCACCAAAGCUACCAAAAGUCUGACACUAACUAAUAAAUUAAUGAUCAAACUUAGUACUUAUUAUGGCUUAGCUAUUAUGAUCAAUGAAGACUCUGUUGAAAAUAUGAGAAAAGCUAUAUGGGCAACUUAUUAUCAUUUGAUAUCAACUGAUGAAGAGCCCCAGCAUUCUUAUUGCCCAGAGGGUCCCGAUUCCUGGUGCAAGUAUCAAAAAUUGAAAUCUGAAGGUCAUGAAGAUACGUUUGUUCAUCCACCUGCUUUCGAUAAAGACACUGCAAAUCUUUUGGAACCAAUUUACAAAGAUCUGUCAUCAGAUGAUCUUUUGGAAAGAUGUUUAGGAAGAAACACACAGAAUAAUAACGAGGCUUUUAAUCAUUGUGUUUGGAGUUUUGUACCAAAACAUGUUUUUGUAGGCCAAAAAACGUUAGAAAUUGCUGCAUUCACUGCAGCAUGUAUAUUUAACGAAGGAUUUUUCCCAGUACUAAAAAUAUUGGAAGUCAUGGACGUUACGCUCGGCCCGUGCGCUGUCGCGUUUGCAAAAUCCUACAAUAAAUCUCGGAUUGCAAAUGCGGAAAAUGCCACAGCAAAGUCAUCGAAAGAAGCCCGAAAGAGUCGAAGAGCGGAUAAAGUUGCGGAGAAUGAUGCCUAUGAAGAGGAUGAAGGCAUAUUAUACGCUCCAGGCAUAGACGAUUGACAUAACAUCAAGAGCCAAAAUCACCCGGGCCACCCACGUGCAUUUUUUUUGAGGUUUCAACUUCGAGUGACAAUAAUAAUAGUAAUAAACUAUUAAAUUUUUUCAAAUAAAUUUUUUUUUAUAUUUUCAAUAUGUAAAUAAAAACACUCUAAAUAUUCAAGAUAAUUCAUUUUUAUUUUCCUAUAAAAAACCCUCCAAAGAAGUCAUGAAAAUAGGCAUAAGUUACCAGACUACUACCUUAAUUUUGAAUCGAGAUGAUCUGUGACUCUCGUCAAGAACUAGAAGUACUCUACUCAAUGGUAAGAAAUAUCUUGGUUUAAGUAUUUUGUUGUGUUGCGGUAAGUAAGCGU
This is a messenger RNA of Microplitis mediator, 2302 nucleotides long. RefSeq lists its product as uncharacterized. The transcript has 2 exons. Lineage: Eukaryota; Metazoa; Arthropoda; Insecta; Hymenoptera; Braconidae. The record is from RefSeq and is a predicted model, not a curated record. The coding region runs from base 48 to 1952 and encodes 634 amino acids.